Molecule: messenger RNA, 1593 nt
Organism: Gigantopelta aegis
Lineage: Eukaryota; Metazoa; Mollusca; Gastropoda; Neomphalida; Peltospiridae
Product: zinc finger protein 234-like
Exons: 1
Coding region: 49-1455 (468 amino acids)
Biological process (GO): regulation of transcription by RNA polymerase II
Molecular function (GO): DNA-binding transcription factor activity, RNA polymerase II-specific; RNA polymerase II cis-regulatory region sequence-specific DNA binding
Source: RefSeq, a predicted model, not a curated record
UUAAAGAAAGAAGACAUCGUGAUACAAAAUUUACAGUUCAUAACAUCGAUGAUCCUUUGUCUUAAAGGCAAUAUGUCUAGCAGUGAUGAGAGAUGUGUCGAACGUAGGGUCUCGUCCACACUUUGCGGAAACAACCCUGAUCUGGAAGGACAGACGUCAACAGAUUCUUGUGAGAAACCUUUCCAAUGUGGGAUGUGCUUCGAGUGUUUCUCUUACAAGUGUCACAUUAUGCAGCAUAUGUUAAUGCACACUGGAGUUAAGGCUUUUAAAUGUGAAAUGUGUUUGAAAUGCUUCUCAAAGAGAUCGCAUUUAAAAAUACAUAUGAUGUUGAUUCACUCUAGAGAUGGGCCUUACAAAUGUGAGGUCUGUGCAAAGUGUUACUGUGACACUUCCAGUUUGAAACAGCAUAUGCUGGUUCACACUGGAGUUAAGGAUUUUAAAUGUGAGGUGUGUGCAAAAUGUUUUUUACUCAGUUCCAACUUCAAAAAACAUAUGUUGAUUCACACUGGUGUUAGCUCCUUUAAAUGCGAAGUCUGUGAAAAAUGUUUCUGUGGCAGUAGCGAUUUUAAGAAACAUAUGCUGCUUCACACUUCAGUUAAGAAUUUCAAAUGUGAAGUGUGUGAAAAAAAAUUCACACGACUAUCCUACGUGAAACGACAUAUGAUCAUUCACACUGGAGUUGGACUGUACAAAUGUGAGGUCUGUGCAAAAUGUUUCCAUGACACUUCCAGUUUGAAACAGCAUAUGCCGAUACACACCAGAGUCAAGGAUUUUAAAUGUGAGGUCUGUGAUAAAUGUUUCUCACAUAAGUCAGAGUUGAAACGACAUAUGUUCGUUCAUGCUAGUGAUUGCCCUUUCACAUGUGAGGUGUGUGCAAAACGUUUCUGUGGUAAUUCCAGAUUGAAAACUCACAUGUUGAUUCACACUGGCGUCAAGUCCUACAAAUGUGACACGUGUGCAAAAUCAUUUUCUCGACGCCCCACCUUGAAACAGCAUAUGUUGUGUCACACUCGAGUUAAGGAGUUCACAUGUGACGUGUGUGCAAAUGGUUUCUUGCGCAAAAACGAGUUGAAAAGACAUAUGUUUAUCCACACCGGUGUUAGUCCUUUCAAGUGUGACUUCUGUGCAAAAUGUUUCCGUGAUAGGUACAAAGUAGAACAACAUAUGAAGACCCACACAGGUGUUAAGUCUUUUGAAUGUGAUGUGUGUGCAAAACGUUUCUCGAGGAGCUCCCAUGUGAAACAACAUAUGAACACCCACUCAGGUGUUAAGUCUUUUGAAUGUGAUGUGUGUGCAAAAUGUUUUACACGGAGACCGAACUUGAAAAAACAUAUGCUAGUUCACACAGGCGUCAAGUCUUUCAAAUGUGAGUUGUGCAAAAAAUGUUUCUCACAAAAUUCUCAACUUAAAAAACACAUGGCCAUUCACACUGACGUUAGGUCUUUUUCAAUGUGAGGUAUGUGAAAAAUGUUUCUCAUAUGAUACCACUUUGAAACAACAUAUGCUGAUUCACACUGGAGUUAAGAAUUUCAAAUGUGAGGUGUGCAAAAAGUGUUUCGCACGCAAUGUCAUCUUGAAACAACAUAUGUUAAU